CAGUCUCUAGUUGUGCAAAGCUAGUAGAGGCAUAUCUCAGAUGUACCUUUGAAGCACUUUAAUGUAAUUAAAAGGCAUGCACCCUUGUCCUUCCAAUUUACUAUUAUUCGCUACUUUGACAAUACAUUAAUGCUUGUGCCCGAAACGUGAUAAAAUGUAAGCCAAUAAACCAAACUCAUGCCCCAGAAUGAUAGACAUUCAUUUGACUAACAUGCAAUUCGGAAGCUCUCAUCUGUUGACAAACUGUGCAGCUGCUGGAUGUCCCUGAGAAAGACAGAUGCACCGAAGUGACCAGGAGAAACUCAGACUCGUCACGUGUUGUCUUCCUCCCCGAGUCCAUCGCCGCACAUCCCGAGACGGCGAAUCACGGCAUGCCGCGCCGUGCGAGCGCGCACCGAGUCCGGCGGUGCUUGGGAUUGGGUGGAGGGAGGGAGUGGUGGCGGAGGACGGAGUCACGGGAUUGGUAGAGUUCAGCGCCAAACUUGUUGACUCAUAACUAGGCUGCUCUUCUCCGUCCAUCUCGACGCGGAGCUGUCCGGGGCCAGUGGUGCUGAAACUGUCGAGCUUUCUGACGCCGCCUCCAGGAGUGAUUGCACAUCCCUCUGUUUCAGGUUCAAGCCUUUGCCAAAGUUACGCUCCUUUUUUUCACUUGCAUGAAGACCCAAGACGUCUGAUUUGAGCGCCGCUUGGAAGAAAUCUCCCCACAACCCCGCCGCUCUCUCCAGGAGCGCACCGAGUCUUUAACGUCAGCCGCUUAAAGCCGAGUACUCCCAGGACCGCAGCCAUGGCUUUCAUGGUGAAACACGUGGUAGGAGGGCAGCUGAAGAACCUGACGGGAGGACUGACGGAGGAAAAACCCGAGGGAGAGAAAUCAGAAGCCGCCGCGCAAGGAAUGACUCAAGAGGAAUUUGAACAAUAUCAGCAACAGUUAGAGGAGGAAAAACAAGAACGAGAAGCUGAAUUUGCCCAGAAGAAAGCAGAGAGGGCCACAGUUAGAACCCAUUUCCGGGAAAAGUACAGAUUACCAAAGAAUGAGCUAGAUGAGACCCAGAUCCAGCAGGCAGGGGAUGAUGUGGUGCUACCUACAGAGCUGGCCAAGAUGAUCGCUGAGGACAACCAAGAGGAAGCUCACAAACAGUCCAUGCUGGGCCAACUGUCCAACAUCCAGAACGUGGACAUCGAUCAGUUGAAGGACAAAGCCCAGGCCACACUGGAAGACCUCAAAAAGCAGACGGAAAACUGCAGUCUCAUGUGAAAUGGGCAAAGCUGUUCCAGAAAUCCGAGUUUUACUUGUGUAGAUAUUUAUCAGAGGGAGAGUUGCUCUGGGUGUAGACAUUUUCUCAUUGCUUAAGUGGAAUGUCAGUAGCAGAGUUGCAUAAUUGUAGUUUUAUGGUACGCAAAAUCAGACUGAAGCCUAAGAGAUAUUUGGCUUACUUUGCAACCAGUUAAAAUCAUUUUAGUCUUAAAUAUUUUGAAUGUCGUUCACAUUUUUACAAAAAAUAAAAAAUCUAAAAAUCUAAAAAUUUUCACUCUGAAAAAACUGAAACAUAACCAGUGAGAUCAUUUCUGCAGGUUUGAGCAAGUUCUCCUCUUGGUAAAUUAGCACAGUGUUUCAGAUCCUUUAUUCCCUAUAUUCCCCUCAUUCUCCUCCGCUCUCUGUACCUCCCGUGGCCAGUGAUAACACCAUGCGAUUCAGCAGCAGAGGCCGUAGCAGUGUGCAUGUGUGCACUUCAUUUCUUUCUUUUUUCUCUCGACAAGGGAAUUUUAAUGACAAUUGUGUGUUUCUUCAAUAAAGUCAGGAAAGAGUCAGGAAAGCUGAAAUCAGCUGCUCACUUGGAACGAGAACACACACCCAAAAGGCUUUUGUCAGGGCAGGCCCAAGGUUGAACUGAGCCCUAAGCAGAAUUUGAUUUAGGAGCUCUUGCUCUUGCAGAUAGACCAUCACCCACCAGCCACUUCAGAACCACCUUUUCCCGUUUGCAUUAUUUAUUAAACUGUAAUUGUUAAAAUUAAAAAGCAUUUAAUUUUGGAUUUUGUUUCAAUGUAACAUGUAUUAAUUAAUUUGUAUUUCUUUCAAAACUGUUUUGGAUAUAAUGAAGUGAAUUCUGAGAUAGCUCCGGGUCAGUUUGACCUUUGAAAGUUGGAUACAAAAUAAAGAAACAAAACUGCAAAAGUGCAAAAUCAUAAAGUAAAGAAAUGACAAGCACCCCCUGUGAUAUAUAUUUUGCGAGAAUUAAAGACUCUUAAGGGGGCCCUGCUGGCCUGGGGGCCCUAAACAGCCUUGGGUCGGCUUUGCUCACUGGCUCACGUUGUGUUGUGUUUGUUCAAGGUCAAAUACAAUCAAAUAAUCUAACGGACACCAUUUAUUUAAAGGGUAAGUUUCCAAGACAUUUGUUUUUAUUUUGCAGCAUUUUUGUGUGCCUUGUUUGUCGAGGUUGUCUUAUUUCAAGCUCCAAGAGAUUUAAUUCUUAAACGGUUAAUUUUCUUUAUUUUUAUUUAGUUUUAAUAAAACCUACAAACAAUUAUUCGCUUGUUUAGGUAGGCAGUGAAGACUUGCCGUGAUGAAUAUUUCACAUAAACAUGUAACUGUGUGCAAAGUUGACCCAGCUUGCCUAACAAUACCAUUGCUAUCUACUAUAUAUAUAUAUAUAUAUAUAUAUAUAUAUAUAUAUAUAUUGUGUGUGUGUGAAUCUGUUUAUAUGCUGCUUUCUGCAAGCUGCUCAGAUUGGUAAACAGGAAAUGCUUUCAGACUUGUAUGCCAAAGCCGUUGUUGAUAAAACUCUGACCAACGCAAAGGAAAUGGCAUGAAUACAUUAGAUCGUUUGGUGUGUGUGUGUGUGUGUGUGUGUGUGUGUGUGUGUGUGUGUGUGUGUGUGUGUGUGUGUGUGUGUAAAUCCAGCUGAGUCUACAUAUAGAUAUUUAUGUUCUAUGUAUAGGUAUGUGCUGUUUGGCUCCAGCACGUUGAUUUUCACCAUUUCCAACAACUCGCUGGGUCUUGUAGUGUUGUCAACUGUCCCAUGACUCUCGCCUCGUCCUCCAUCUCAUCUGCCGUCUCAGUUUUCCUGUUUCGUGCUGGUAGAUGUUGUGUUGUUAAGCCAGUGUGUCGUGUUAAACAGCGUCUUCAUAAAAUGAAAAAAUUGUCCAUUCCUAUAGCUGAGUGUUUGUUGUAACAUAACAGAGCACUCAGUCAGUGUGGGCUUAAAGCGAUGUUCUGCCUGUGAUGUUAGGAGGGGGUUCUAUGUUACAUUGAUGUAAAAUACAUUUUUCUCUGUGUAACCUAAUUUUAGACUUUAACUUUCAUGUCUGUAUGGCAGGGUUUUUGUGUUUUAUGUAAAUGAAGCUGACUACAUUGUGUGACUCCCCAAAAUUAAAUGGGAAUUUUCUUUCUGCAGGUGCCACGCUGUUACCGAAUGAAGGCCGAGGCAAUACAUUUUCAGUGCAAUGGUUAUUUUCUUGUGAUAGAGUAAUAUUAUAUUACUAACAUAUUAAUAAUCUACAAGUUGCAAUGAUUUAUUUUUGAAUAAAGCUACUAGAAUCUGCCAUUUAAGAUUAUAACAUGGUAUCAAUAGUUGGAAGCCAAGCCAUAAAUUACAAACUAUUUGUUUUGUAUAAGUGUGAGUCUUAAAAGUACUGACUCAAUAAUCCUAAUGCACAAAUAUAAAUUGUGUGCUGUUACCCCGUGGAUCAGAUUUUUCAGGAAAUGGCUGCAACAACAGUCUCUUCUUGAUCUUUGGCUGUUUCAUUGUAUGUCUGUAACUGUGAGAGUACUUCAGUGAUGUUCUCUUUUGAGUUCUACCUGCAAUAAACAAAUUUUUAUGAUAA
This is a messenger RNA of Girardinichthys multiradiatus, 3822 nucleotides long. RefSeq names its product complexin 3b (gene cplx3b). Gene Ontology annotation, biological process: regulation of neurotransmitter secretion; synaptic vesicle exocytosis; neurotransmitter transport. Gene Ontology annotation, cellular component: SNARE complex; terminal bouton. Bases 785 to 1255 code for a protein of 156 amino acids. The transcript has 3 exons. Gene Ontology annotation, molecular function: syntaxin binding. The record is from RefSeq and is a predicted model, not a curated record. Lineage: Eukaryota; Metazoa; Chordata; Actinopteri; Cyprinodontiformes; Goodeidae.